Molecule: messenger RNA, 1434 nt
Organism: Fonticula alba
Lineage: Eukaryota; Rotosphaerida; Fonticulaceae
Exons: 7
Coding region: 135-1373 (412 amino acids)
Molecular function (GO): GTPase activity
Source: RefSeq, a predicted model, not a curated record
CCGCCCUCCCCUCGCCCCCUGCUUUUCCCCUCCCCCGCCACCCGACUCCGAGCUCUCUGUCUCUGCUCCUCCCUCUUCCCCACCACCACCCCCCCCCCUGUGCUCUACCUUUUCUCCCUCUCACAGCGGCAGUCAUGAAGCACGCGCAGCUUGUCAUUGGCACGGCCGGCGCCGGGAAGUCGACGUACUGCAGCACCAUCAUGCAGCAUUGCGAGGCCAGCCGCCGGACAGUGCAUGCCAUGAACCUCGAUCCGGCUGCGGAAUACCUUGCCUACACCCCGUCGAUCGAUAUCCGCGACCUGAUCACCCUCGAGGAGGUGAUGGACGACCUGCGGUAUGGCCCGAAUGGUGGCCUGGUUUACUGUCUUGAGUACCUCCUGGACAAUUUCGAGUGGAUGGAGAACGAGCUGGACGAUUACCAGGAUGACUACCUGAUCAUUGACUGCCCCGGGCAAAUUGAGCUGUACACCCACUUCCCGGUCAUGAAGGAUUUCGUCGGCCAUCUGCAGCGCCUCGGUUACCAGGUUGUUGUGGUGUAUCUGAUGGAUGCCCAAUUCACGGAUGAUGCGGCCAAAUUCAUUUCCGGCUCGCUGGCCGCCCUGUCGGCGAUGAUCCAACUGGAGCUUCCCCACAUCAACGUCCUGUCGAAGAUCGACAUCUACUUGCAGCGCCACACGACGCCGGACGGGACGCAGCCCCGGCGCCUGGGCCGGCGCUUGGACCGAUUCCUCAACUUCGACAUCAAUCGCCUGCUGACCGACAAGAACCGUCGUGGGGACAUGGACCGUCCGAUUGCUCGGAGCAAUGUCCAGCAGGGGAAUUUCGCGUCGCUCAACUCGGCUGUCGCUCGCCUGCUGGAGGAGUACAACAUGGUCAGCUUCCUGCCGCUGGACAUCACCGACGAGGACUCCAUUGAGCUGGUUCUCUCGCACGCGGACCACGCCAUCCAGUAUGGCGAGGAUUUGGAGCCGCGUGAGCCGAAGGUGCGUCUCUGUCCAGCCCCGAGACCGCGGGGGCAAGUGAGCUCGAGGAUCGGGCCCCCCUCCCGACGACCGCGGCCGAGUCUAACCCUUCCCUCUGGCAGGCCGACGAGGAGUGACCGUCCUUCACCCGCGCCAACUGACCCAGGCACGCGCCGCCGGCGCCUAGAAUGUGCCAACCUUGCUGUGGGGACACCUCAAUACAAAAGAAAACCAACCACCGAUCCUGAGCCACGCAUGCGGCGCGCACAUAUGUUUGCUUGUUUGCUUGCUCUCCUUUUUUUUUUCUUGCAUGCGCUAAUUCCACUGCUCGGAGCCGGGCCGGGGCCUGGAAAAGGCCCUGCCCCGGGGCACUGCGGUGUGUUGCGCGGCAAGAAAAGACCAGACACUUGACGACUUGAGCGAAGGAGGGAGACCACCCCGAGGGGAACGGGGGGGGGGGGGGGGGGGGGGG